AUGCAUCUCUCACUCACAAACCUCGCCACUCUCGCACUCACUAUCACAACUACCCUCGCCUGGUCAGACUCCUACGGAGAUGUUCCCCAAAACUCGUUUUCCCUGCUCAUCAAAAAGGCACUCACCACCGACAGCUAUCAAGGAUACAAUAACAGCAUCUACACCAGCCUGAACACGCAACAUUACCCCGACAACUUUACCCCUAAAAACCAAUUCAUAGUUAGAGGUAACCAAUGCUUCCAAUACGUUGGUCUUCCUCCUAGAGAUGACCUUGAUAGCACUCCUGAUAUCAAAAUCGGUUUAGACCACUGCCGAAACCUCGGAAGCUCCGAUAUCUCUCUUUUCUAUAAAGAUGAGGAAAUUAGCGUGUCUAAUGAUGACAGAUGCGAGCCUCUCUCUGGUGAUGAUGAGGGCGGAUUUAGAUGCAUUCUGGAAGCUUGA
Messenger RNA from Wallemia ichthyophaga EXF-994, 441 nucleotides. RefSeq lists its product as uncharacterized. The coding region runs from base 1 to 441 and encodes 146 amino acids. The transcript has a single exon. Lineage: Eukaryota; Fungi; Basidiomycota; Wallemiomycetes; Wallemiales; Wallemiaceae. The record is from RefSeq and is a predicted model, not a curated record.